UGUAAUGCAGACGUUGAGGUCACGGAAGUAGGGACUUUCUAUGAUGAAAUGGUUCGUAAUUCAAAGAAAAUUCGGAUUUUUCAGUUUCUCAACCUAUAAAUAAUGUCUGGAAAGAAAAAAAUUACAUCAAAAGGCUACACGAAUCCACUUAGAAGACCUGGCGAGAAGCGGGAAGACUUGAACACACAGGAGCGCGAGAAGAAAACCCCUUCCCCUUCAACUGAAACUGAUAGAGGUGCUUCUCUUGGGGUGGUGCAAGUGCUUAGUAAUGAGAAGGAUGCAAAGGACAAUGCUUGUCUCGUAAGCCAAGAAACUAAUGAGAAACCUGUGGAAGAUGUUUCUCCCAUUCCUGUGCCAAUAGAUGCUGGAAAAGAUCAAUACCAUGCCAAUACUAAGUUAUUAGGUAGUCAGGAAUCUGAGGAGAUACCCACAUGUAAAGCAGAAAAAGUGGAAAAACCACUGGAUGAGAAAGAAGAAGAAACAAAAUUGCCACAAGAGAGUGAUGUUCAUUCUAAUGCAACAAAAGAAACUGCCAAAACUAAUAAAAACAUCAAGGAGGGUGAUCAGAAAGAGCACACUGCUAUGAAUCACAAUGAAACAUCACUAACAGAAGCCACAAGCAAAAUUUCAAACCUAUCACCAUUUGCAAGAGAAUUUGUCCCUAAGGCUUCCUUUAAUCUGGCAUCUGUAGCCAAAGCCCCUGAAUUUGAGCCUGCAUCAGUUCCACCACAAUUUAGAAGAGCACCACUAUUGCAAAAGAUACACGACACACCAGGAAAUGAACUGAUGAACUGUGUUAAAGAUGUCCUUUUGAGACUGACUCAGAGACCUGGUGAGUCAGGUCAUUAUUUUGAUACUUUGGUUCUUCAGAUAAGGAAACAUUUGGGUUCCCUGAACUCUUUCAGUGAGGUGGUAGAGCUCAUCUUUGAAUACUCAAUAACACAGCCUAACUUCCAAUACACUGCAGCAAAACUUUGCAACAUGUUAUCCAAGGAGGAUACCAUUAUCCUGGAAAGUGGUGAAAAUUUCAGGAGUGUUUUUAUGAAUAGAUAUAGGGAUGAACAUAAAAACAGAGAGGAAGCUCUGAAAAAUCCACAGAAUUUGACACAAUUGCUUGGAUUUGCAAUGUUUGAGGCUGAGCUCUUCUGCAACUACAGGCCCUCAGGUGAACUCUUGAAGGAACUUUACAGAGGACUAUUAGAAAUGUUGUCCACCCUUUUGCAAAACCAUACAGAGGAAUGCCUCGUAUGCAUUGCCAAAAUAUUGAAGAUGACAGGUUAUCUUCUAGAUGACUCCAGAAUUAUGGAAACUGAUAGUGAAAAAAAGCAGAAAGUUGAUAAAGUUUUCUCUGAUGUUGAACAGCUUCUGAAAGAAUCCACACUGUCAGAAAGAUCAAAGAGGUUUCUUUCUCAAGUAAUAGAGCUACGAGCAUCCAGGUGGUCCUCUUGUCCAGCUGUAGGAGCUAGUGGAACAUCAUUUUACUUCCCUUCUGAUGAUGAAUGCUCUUUCUCUCAUUAUGGUCUUGGCCUGGAUGAAUUAUCAAUAGAUGAUGAUUUAAUUCCAGUAACAAAUCCAGAGCAGUGGAAUGAUUACCUUCAUGAUGGAGAGGAUGAUAACGAGCUGCAAGAUGCUUAGAAGUACUAAUUUCCAGAUCAUUUUGAGGGAGAUUUCAGAUGUACCAGUCAAUUUCUCGUCAAAGCUAACAUCAUUGAUUACUAUGGCCCUCGCUUCGAUCACAUUUCUAGAAACUUGGAUACAUUGAACAAAACAGGAGCUUCUGUGCCACAGGCAGAAUUCGAACACGAGGGCUCCGAAAUCGAUCACGGCUUGAAUGACAUUCCCCCAACAGAUUCAAGCUGGUCGUCAAACACAAAAUCACAAACAGAGUUAGAAGAAAUCAACCCGUCCAUGGCUUCAUUGAGUCUCACAACGACUCCUAUUGGUGUACUGUUACCAGUUUGUCUCCUGGCAGUUUUUCUUUCAUGUGUUGUUUGCGUCUACCACUGGCACAGCGUCAGAGAACGAAGAUUAGACUUAGAAGACGAACGAAAGAGAAGAAGUCGGAUCGUCUCCGAUUUUGACACUGGCUGUGUUUUGAGAACUUUAAAGCCAGUUGAUAAGAAAGUUCGAAUGUACCCAUGGAAGUCCACAAGAAUUAAAGACUUGCCUGACAUCAAUAACAACGAUGGAUUCGAGAUUCCCUACUGUUUAGCUGAGAGCAGCAAAGGUCGCCGUCGUCCAGUCAUGGGUCACUUUUCAGAGCCUUACGAGAGGCCUGAAUUGAAAAGGAACCCCAUUCAUAAUAACACUACUGCAUCCACUCGGGAGCUAUCAGACACUCCAACCAGUAGCUGCGUUGUGGCUUCCAUGGAUGAUGACUGUUACAUCACUGGCAUACGAGAAGAAGUUAUUCAUUUGACGCACUUUGAUCUGGAUGGACAAUGGUUCCUUGUUGGAAUACUGGGUGUAAAGUUAACAGCAAAUAAUGCGACAAUCCAACCCUGA
Molecule: messenger RNA, 2505 nt
Organism: Pocillopora verrucosa
Lineage: Eukaryota; Metazoa; Cnidaria; Anthozoa; Scleractinia; Pocilloporidae
Source: RefSeq, a predicted model, not a curated record